This is a messenger RNA of Parastagonospora nodorum SN15, 846 nucleotides long. RefSeq lists its product as hypothetical. The coding region runs from base 1 to 846 and encodes 281 amino acids. NCBI's taxonomy places the organism in Eukaryota, Fungi, Ascomycota, Dothideomycetes, Pleosporales, Phaeosphaeriaceae. The record is from RefSeq and is a predicted model, not a curated record. The transcript has 3 exons.
AUGACCGACUUCCAGAUCAAAAACGAAGAUCUAACUGGCUUCAAGGGCAAGGUCGCAAUCAUCACAGGUGGAUCUUCUGGUAUUGGGCUGGCCACCGUCGAGCUGUUGAUCUCGCUUGGUGCACUGGUCGUCAGUGCCGACAUUCAGGAACCUCCAGCGACAGGUGACUUCCUGUUCGUGUCAGCGGAUGUUCGGAAGUGGAAUGACUUGACGAAGCUUUUCAAAGCUGCCAAAGAGAAGCAUGGCAGAGUUGACUACGUUUUCGCAAAUGCCGGCAUCGGACCACGCGCAGACUACCUGAACCUUGGCGAAGAUGCGAAUGGAGAGCUACAAGAGCCUAACAAGGACACCUUGGACAUCAACUUCAGCAGUGUCGUCAAUACUGUAACUAUUGGUGCGCAUUACAUGAAGAGUCAGCCCGAAGGCGGAUCUAUCGUGAUCAUGGGCUCCAGCACAGGUUUGCACCCGGUGCGAGCUGUCGAUUACUCUACGGCUAAGGCUGGUGUGAUCGGAUUCGGCCGCAGCUUUGCACGCCUCGUGGAAGUCGCGGGUCUUCCCAUCCGGGUCAACACUCUUGCACCAUCAUGGACAGCAACACAAGUGCUUCCCGAUCUCAAGACUCUACUCGCAGCAGUGUCUCAGGAUUGUCAGUCGACAGAUGUGGUCGCUCGUGCGGUCGCAUAUCUGAUGGCCACCAAAUCCAGACAUGGAGACCUCAUUUUCGUGUGCGAUGGCAAGUUCAAAGAGAUUGAGAAAGCUGUGCUCGCACCGGCGUAUGAGACUAUCAAGGGCGACGCACCCAGCGACGAUGCAGUCUUGGCAAAAGUUCUUGCAUUAGGUAGUUAG